This is a messenger RNA of Condylostylus longicornis, 3264 nucleotides long. RefSeq names its product atlastin (gene atl). The coding region runs from base 297 to 1913 and encodes 538 amino acids. Lineage: Eukaryota; Metazoa; Arthropoda; Insecta; Diptera; Dolichopodidae. Gene Ontology annotation, molecular function: GTPase activity; GTP binding. The record is from RefSeq and is a predicted model, not a curated record. Gene Ontology annotation, biological process: protein homooligomerization; endoplasmic reticulum organization. The transcript is spliced from 5 exons.
CGUUCAGCGCAUAUACCAGAUAAUUAAAUAUAAAUUGAAAUUUCGUUUCGGAUAAAAACAACAAAAUUAAAUAUAGAAAUUUUUAUUUAACUUAUCUAAUUGCAUUAAAAUACAAAUUAAAAACUGAAAAUAUUAUAUAAAAAAAGAAGAAGAAUUAGAACAAAAUAUUUGUGAAAAUAAAACCAAAAAUCUAUUUAUAAAUUAGAUUUUUUUUUUGUUCAUCUCUAAACAGUUUAUUGGAAAAAAAUAUUGUUAAAAAUAUUCCAAAAAUAUAAAAGAAAAAACAAAUAUCGAAAAUGCAGGCCGAAGCGCUGCAAAUUGUUUCAACAUCAACAUCGGACCAUACAUUCAUAUUAGAUGAAGAAAAAUUAACAGAAGUUCUAUUGCAAGAUAAAAUAAAAGAUCGUUUUGUAUGUAUUGUAUCAGUAGCUGGUGCAUUCCGUAAAGGAAAAAGUUUUCUAUUAGAUUUUUUCCUAAGAUAUAUGUACUCAAAGUACGUUUCACAUGACACUAAAGAUUGGCUUGGCGAUGAUGAAGAACCAUUAACCGGUUUCUCAUGGCGUGGUGGUUCUGAACGUGAUACAACGGGUAUACUUAUGUGGUCAGAUGUAUUUACUUAUGAUUAUCCAAAUGGUGAUAAAAUUGCCAUUUUAUUAUUAGAUACUCAAGGUGCAUUUGAUAGUCAAAGUACCGUUAAAGAUUGUGCAACUGUUUUUGCACUAAGCACAAUGUUAUCAUCAGUACAAAUAUAUAAUCUGUCACAGAAUAUACAAGAAGAUGAUUUGCAACAUUUGCACUUAUUUACUGAAUAUGGUCGAUUAGCUUUAGCCGAUUCUGGUAAAAAACCAUUUCAACGUUUACAAUUUCUUGUUCGAGAUUGGAGUUUUCCAUAUGAAGCAGAAUAUGGUGUUCAAGGUGGUGAAAAAAUUUUAAGAAGACGACUAGAAUUAUCUGAUAAUCAACAUCCUGAAUUACAAUCAUUAAGACGUCAUAUAACAUCAUGUUUUACGGAGGUAGCAUGUUUUUUAAUGCCACAUCCAGGUUUAGUUGUAGCAACAAAUCCCAAUUUUGAUGGCCGUUUAAAAGACAUAACACCAGAAUUCAAACAAAGCUUAAAAGAACUAGUACCUAUGUUAUUAGCACCAGAUAAUUUAAUAUAUAAAGAAAUUAAUGGACAAAAGGUUAAGGCUAGGGAUUUAAUACAAUAUUUUAUUUCAUAUAUGACUAUUUAUAAAGGCGAUGAACUGCCAGAACCAAAAAGUAUGUUAGUAGCGACAGCUGAAGCAAACAAUUUAACAGCAGUUGCUUCAGCUAAAGAACUUUAUUUGCAAUUAAUGGAAGAAGUAUGUGGUGGAAAUCGUCCAUAUUUAAAUCCUGGUCAUUUAGAAGCCGAACAUUUAAGGAUAAAAGACAAAUCCGUAUUUCAUUUCGCAUCAAAACGUAAAAUGGGAGGCGAUGAGUUUUCGGAAAAAUAUCGAGAAACAUUAGAAAAUGAUUUAGAAGAAUCAUUUCAAACAUUUAAAACGCAUAACGAAAGUAAAAAUAUAUUUAAAGCAGCUAGAACACCGGCCGUUUAUUUUUCUAUUGCAAUUGUCAUGUAUAUAUUAAGUGGUAUAUUUGGGCUCUUUGGAUUAUAUACCUUUGCUAAUUUCUGUAAUUUGAUUAUGGGUGUAGCAUUAUUAACAUUAGCGCUAUGGUGUUAUAUUAGGUAUAGCGGAGAGAUGACUGAAUUUGGAAUAAAAUUAGACGACAUUGCUGAAAUUAUAUGGGAAAAUUUUAUGAAACCGAUAUACGAAGGUUGUAUGGAAAAAGGUAUACAACAUGUAGCGACGCAUGCCGCAGAAGCAGCAAUUGGUGCCAACUCAUCAUUAUCAAGACAGACAUCGAUGAACGGAAAAGUCAAAAAAUCAUGAGAAUACGCUAAAUUCUCAUUCUUCAAAACAUCAAGUCAACCAGUAAAUGAAACAAGUCAUGAGCAUAAAAAUUCAAAGAAAAUACAGCAGCCGCAAUUGCAGUCAAAUAUAAAUAAUAGCAAUAAAAUAAAUAAUAUAUUAACUAACAAUCAAAAUAAUAAUUGUUAUAAUUUAAAUAAUAAUUUUAAUAAUUGUAGUAAUAAUAUUCCAAAACCAGAAUCAUCUCAAUGGAAUCUUUUUAAGUUUUUCAAUGUGAGAAAUUUGCCAAUUUUUAAUAAUAAUAGGAAUUUAAAUGAGAAUAGUAUUGCUACCGCCGGUAUCCUUAAAAAUUCUAAUAAUUAUAAUAAUAGCAAUGGAACAGAUUUUGUAAAAAUGUCUAAUUAUAAUAAAAAAGAUGAUAUUACAUUGCUGACCUCAACAACAGCAAAUAUUGGUAAACGAAAAAAAUCUAAGAAACCUGUGCCUAAAAUUUAAGCGAAUUCCGUUUUCAUUUAAAAUUUUUAUUUUAUAUACUUAAUAAAACUAAAUUUUGAAAAAAUAUUUUAUCGCUAAUCUGAACUACAAAAAACUAUAUUGUAAGCGAAAAUUCAUCUUAAAAUGUGGAAAAAAUUUGAAUUUAAAAAAUGUACCUCCUUUUAUUUAAUUUUCUAAGUUAAAUAACAUUAAUUAAAUCAAGAUCAUUGAUUUAAGAACUUUGAAUUUUGUAUAUUAAAAUUAAAUUUUAGCAAUGAAUAAUAAAUCUCAACAAAAAACAAAAGAUAAAUAAAAUUAUAUUGUACUGUUGUUAAGAUACAUAUUUUUUUUUUCAUAAAAUAAAAGAUAUUUAAAUUUUAUAAACUAUCUCCUCCUUUUUGUUCAAUUUAAGAACAAAAUUUCGCAAACAAUUUAAAAUUUAUAAAAGUUCAGAACUUUUAUAAAGGGCUUUGUAAUAUACAUAUGUGUUUGAUUGAAAUUAUUAAUAUUAGAAUAAUAAUAAAGUCAAAAUUUAUAAAUUUUGUAAAAAAAAAUUUAUAAAUGCAUACGUAUUUAAUUUAAAAUGGGAAAAAGAUAGAUAAAGGGUGAUAAAAUGUUAUAUUUAUGUAUUAUUGCAUAUCUUUCUCCUUAAAUAACGAAAAUGAAAUUAAAAUAUCAUAUUCUAAUUAAAAUGAAUAUGUUUAUUAUAUAUAUAUUUUUUUUAAAUAUUUUGUUGAUUGUUAAUUAUCCUCAUAAUUAUUGUAACUUAUGUUAUGUGUAAAUGUUUUUCAAAAUUUUCUAUUUAAUAGUUUUCUUUUUAUAUGAAUUAAUUUUUAAUUAUAAAAUAAAAAAUUCUGUGGCCGCUUUUGUGAAAUAUACAAUUAUGUUUUCUAUUGGA